Molecule: messenger RNA, 1881 nt
Organism: Drosophila miranda
Lineage: Eukaryota; Metazoa; Arthropoda; Insecta; Diptera; Drosophilidae
Product: WD repeat-containing protein 46
Exons: 2
Coding region: 1-1830 (609 amino acids)
Biological process (GO): maturation of SSU-rRNA from tricistronic rRNA transcript (SSU-rRNA, 5.8S rRNA, LSU-rRNA)
Cellular component (GO): nucleolus; small-subunit processome; 90S preribosome
Molecular function (GO): protein binding
Source: RefSeq, a predicted model, not a curated record
AUGUCCAAGGUCCCGCCAAAAGGGCGUGCGAAGCCCAAGGCACCCCACAAACGUUACUUCGACACAGAGAGUGCCGCUGCCGAUGGCGACGCCUCUGGACUGCAACCAGUCAAAUUGAAGCGCAAAAAUCAACAAAAUUUUGUGGGAGAUUUCAUCAAAAUGCAAGCGCAGUCCAAAGUCAGGAAGCCACUACGUCCACCCAAGGUCAAUGCCGAGGCGUCUGACCCAGCCGAAGCCCAAAAGAGCCAGGUACCACCGGAGCUGCUGGCCAAAUACUCACGUGGCGAAAAGGUAGAGGCGCGCGGCGUCAAGACCAGACACUUUAAGGAGCAGCAAGAGCGCAGGGAGGUGUACCUGGACUAUGCCACUGAGCAGGCGGCACGCACAGAGCUGCUGCUGCAGGAAACUGCCGGCCAGCUGGGAGCCGAUGAUGGGGAAAUAACGGCCGAGUAUCGUCAGGAGCAGAUUGCCGAAAAUGUGGAUCUGCAGUCGGCGGCCAAGCACUUUAGUCUCCAAAUGGAGUUUGGCCCAUACACCAUGCGCUACUCAAAGAACGGCCGUCAUCUGCUUCUGGGCGGCAGGCGAGGCCAUGUCGCCGCCUUUGAUUGGGUGACCAAGAAGCUGCACUGCGAAUUCAAUGUGAUGGAGAGCGUUGCCGAUGUCCAGUGGCUGCAUGUGCCCACCAUGUAUGCGGUGGCCCAGAAGAGCUGGGUCUACUUCUACGACAAGAAAGGCACGGAGCUGCACUGCGUCAAGCGUCUGACAAAUGUGAACCGGCUUGAUUUUCUGCCCUACCACUUCCUUCUGGCUGCCGGCAACAGUUCGGGCUAUGCCUCCUGGCUGGACGUCUCCAUAGGCGAGCUGGUGGGCAAUUUCAACACCGGCCUGGGCGACAUACGGAUCCUGCGACACAAUCCCAGCAACGGUGUCCUGUGCGUGGGCGGCAGUCGUGGCGUAGUCUCCAUGUGGUCGCCCAAAGUGCGUGAGCCGCUGGCGAAGCUGCUCUGCCACUCGACAGCCAUGACGGCCAUGACUGUAGAUCCCAAGGGUCAGCAUCUGGUCACCGCUGGCCUGGAUCGCACCGUCAAGGUCUGGGACAUCCGCAUGCUCAACGACCAGCCCCUGGCUCUCUUCCGCCUGCGUCUGCCCGCCAACGAGCUGGAUGUGUCACAGCGUGGCAUGCUGGCCCUGUCCCAGGGCACCUAUCUGGAGACGUACACGGAUCUGCUGUCCGGCGGCGGCACAGGGGAUCGCAGCAAGCUGCCCUAUCUUCGCCAGCGCUGUGAUGCCUUUGUCCAUGGUUUGCGCUUCUGUCCAUACGAGGAUGUUUUGGGGGUAUCCACGGCCAAGGGCUUCCAUUCGUUGCUGGUGCCCGGCUCCGGUGAGCCCAACUACGAUGCCCUCGAGGACAAUCCCUAUGAGACAUCCAAGCAGCGGCGCGAGCACGAGGUGCAUGCCUUGCUCGAAAAGAUUCCCCCCGAGCUGAUCACCCUGGAUCCCAACGAGAUCACCGGCGUCGAUGCGCCCACGUUGCAGGAGAAGGUCGAUGCCAAGCGACAGCUAUUCCACCUCAAGCCGCCAGCCAUACGCAUGAAUUCCCGUCGCAAGAUGAAGGGUCGUGGCGGCUCUGCUAAGGCGUCGCGCAACAAGCAAAUUGUGAAAGAUAUCAAGCGAAAGGAGUUCAUAGCGGAGGUGAGGGAGGCCAAGAAGAGCGUGAUCAGGCAGCACAGCAGCAAGGAGGCAGGAGACGACGCCAAGCCAAGGCCAAAGCCCCCGCGCUCUGUACUGGAUAGGUUCAAGCCCAAGCCCCAAAAGAAGCACAAGACCUGAAUAGAUGUUCCAUCAUUAAUCGAGAGAAAAUAUAUUAUAAUAUAAACUAGA